AUGGGUGGCCCACAUCUCGAAGUCUUCAAGUUCGGCAUGUACAUCAUGUUCCCCAUCGGCUUCAUGUACUACUUCGGCAUCAACCUGCACUCGAGAUUCAACGUGCCCGACUUCUGGCCCAAGGAAGGACAGACUCAUCAGAUCCCCUUCGAGCGCGAUGAGAUUGCAGAGGAGCUCAAGAUUCUGAAGGAGCGGCGCUUGGCGGCAAGAGCACAGAGACUGGCAAAGGAGGCGCAGGGAGAGAGCACCGAGGUGGCGGUGAAUCAAGAGGCAGAGAAGCAAACCCCCAGACCGGACAUCGUGGAAGCGACCACCGUAAAGACUGGAGAGGGACCGUCUUCACCGUGGAACGCAUUAUUCGAGACGUGGCGAGGAUGA
Molecule: messenger RNA, 378 nt
Organism: Fulvia fulva
Lineage: Eukaryota; Fungi; Ascomycota; Dothideomycetes; Mycosphaerellales; Mycosphaerellaceae
Exons: 2
Coding region: 1-378 (125 amino acids)
Biological process (GO): mitochondrial respiratory chain complex IV assembly
Cellular component (GO): mitochondrial inner membrane; mitochondrion
Source: RefSeq, a predicted model, not a curated record